Molecule: messenger RNA, 13269 nt
Organism: Acanthoscelides obtectus
Lineage: Eukaryota; Metazoa; Arthropoda; Insecta; Coleoptera; Chrysomelidae
Source: the annotation of a GenBank genome assembly
UAUAUCAAAGAGGACAAAGGCUUCCUGGCAUGUUAUGAAAGCUAACCACUGGUAUUAUUUGAAAGUUUUAGUUGAGUCUAAAAACACUGUAAAAAUGAAUCUUCACCAGAUUGUGAGUGGUGCCUGCAACGCUGGCGAUAAAUGUUUUGCUGUUGGCUCUGUUGAAGGGGUGCCAUUUACUGCUUAUGCUGCAGGUUGCAAUAUUGUAAUCUUAGCUUCUACAUUUGAAAGAGUGCAAAUCAUCCCUGGUGCUAUUCAUGAUUAUAUUAGGAUAAGUUCCAUAGAUUGUUCUAGUGAUACUGGAAAAAUUGCUGCUGCUUAUGAUGAUGUUGUAUGCAUUUAUGAGCCUACUCCUUUAAUUCAUAAUACUUCUGCUCAUAGUUUUAAGAUAAAGCCUGGAUUAUUAUUUAAGGGCCUAGAUUAUCGCUGGGUACAAACUGGCUCCUUAAAAGCAGAUUCAGCAGUACGUGCCUUGAGCUGGAAUUUAGAAGGCACUCGACUUCUAACAGCUGGUUGUAGAGUACAAUUGUGGCAUCUGCGAUCGCAGGAUGAGGGGGGCAGUGGGAGUAGAUCCCCCAAAAACACAGUCACAUUUACACUCGGUGGCGGAGCGGGUGAUGAUGGGGAAGGUCAUGAUGGAGAUGGGGAUACUAGACAGCAAGAACAACCAUCAUGGCAGUGUGUAUGGAAAGCAGAAACUGCAAUACCAGUACAACAUUUGGCUUUCAGUCCUGAUGGCACAUUAUUUGCAACAUGUGGUGAAAAUGAUAGGCUUGUAAAGAUCUGGUAUGAAAAUAGGCACGUUUUGUUCACAUCUAAAAGCACCGAUGGUCCAUUGGAGUUAGACUAUGGUUUUGUUUAUAUUGCUCAUCCUAGGGCUGUGACUCACUUGUCUUGGAGGACUACUAGUAAAUAUAUGCCAAAAGGGUCAGUAUCAAACAUGCUGGUAACCUCGUGUAAAGAUAACAUUUGUCGCCUGUGGGUAGAGACUGUUCUACCUGAGGAUGGUUUGGUGAAUUUGUCUCAGCUGGAUCCACAAGCUCACCAUCCCAAAUUCAGGACUCAUCGCCAUAAGCAUAGGUUCAUGCAGAGGUUGAAGCACAUGAAAACCUGUUUCCAUAUAAGACGUAAUGCGAAACAUCAUGGUCACGGGACUGGAAAUCCGUCACCACCUAUACCUACUUUGCCAUCGACAUACAGCGUCCACGAUUUUCAUUCUUAUGGAUACCAUGGCACAGGAAUAACUCCAGGCCUUCAUUUCCAUCUAGCAGCAUCUGUAAACGCUGAAACAGAUAUUCCCUUGGUACCGAGUAUUACCUAUUGCAAUCCUAGACCAGCGUUCGUCCUUCACUGGCUUGAUAACAAAGAAAUGCAGUUCAGUUUACAAGCGGAGUUGUUUUUAGAAGAAUUUGCAAGGCCAGUCGUGGACAACCCUGAAUCAGAAGAGAAUCAGGAAGAACCUUUGAUGGAUUCUGGCGGUUCAGAUGGAGUUGAUGCAAGAAUAGAGACGUUCCUUCGCGAUUGGCAUCAUAGUCCAGAUUUGUUGUUUAGCAUUCACCCGGUAGAUGGCAGCUUCCUCAUAUGGGUUGUUGAAUGGUUGGACGAAUUCCAUCCAGGCUCCUUCAGACAGGCGCAAGUGUCAUUUUCGACUAGAAUUCCAUCGGCAUUUCCAUUGGGAGAUUCAAUGAGCAUGUCUACUACUGUCAGUCUGUACAAUACAACUCCAUUACUAAAGCAUCUAGUCAAAGAGGCUGUACACAAAGAGAUCUGUCACAACAGGGAUCUGACUAGUGUUAAAGAGGAAGAUGAGACCAAAGAGAAAGUAGAGAUUACCUGCACGACGGAAGAUCAGAAUGAAACAGCACCUACAGUAUUCAUGGUCACGAAACACGAUAAUGGAACUUUGAAUUUGUGGCAAAUCACUUUCGCGGAUAAAAGUAAAUUUAGCCAAGUAUUAAGUAUCGGUCAUAAGAGCAGAGCAUCAGGUCAUAGAUUCAGAGUCAACGACAUAACCUGUCAUCCGGUUCUACCACUAUUACUCACCACCAGCCAUCAUAACAUCGUCGAUCAAAAGUCUCAAGAUCGCAGCAGAACUGGUUUUUGUAGCGAAUUGAUCCUCUGGAAAGUCGACGCCGUAGGGCCGUUGUCCAAAUCGGGAGGUAUAUGCGAACUAGCAAGAAUCAGUUCACCAGAGCCGUCAGCUUUCAGCAAUGUAGCUUGGAUUCCAACUCUGCUACCCUCUAGCACCUUGGGGAACCUCUCUAAUUCCCCUAGUGCUUGUUUUGUAGCUUCAGAUGGUCAGUGUCUGAGAGUAUAUCAAGCAGUUAUUGAUGCCAGAACAUUGUUGGCUGAUAUUUCUUUUAAAGAAAAUAGAAAGCGUGAAGAUAACGAAACUGACACUGCAUCGGAUCUGUCGUCUUUUAACCAAGAGAGUUUGUUGGAGAAUAUUAAUAUUGUUUCUCAACAAAGUACUUCGAGACCUGGUUGUAUCAUUCAAUUAGAAACAAUUUCUGAAGCGAUACAGUGGCAGAAUACAACUUUCUUGCAUGUGUAUCAAGAACAGCUUAUCACAGGACAAAAAAGCACACCUUCCAACUUAUCUGGCCACGAUGCGAUGGUAGACCUACAACUAACUUCAGUUUUUGAAGAGCCAUUUUACAUCGUUCUCUUAGAUUGCACUGAUCAAAACACCAUCAUCCACAUGUGGAAACUGACAAUCGCCUCCACCGAUUCCGAAUGUACUUUGACAGGCAGUCAGAUGUACGUACCCGAUUGCAACAUUGUCCAAGACGAAAAUGAUAUGUCAAGGAAAAAUAGCAUGGAGUCUUUGCAUUUGAAACCUUCCAAGCUGAGCCCUCACAUUAAUUUGACAGUUACCAGGGAGGUGAAGCAAAUUCUUCCGCUACCGGAUGGGGUUGAAAUAGUUCACGCGGCCCCCGCAGCUGGGCAUCUCAGCUCAGCUUCUAUUUACCCGGCUUGUCUGGCGCCGUAUUGCUUUGCUACAGCGUGUAGCGAUGGGGUCAUAAGGUUUUGGACCGUGUCAGACAGGAGUCACCACGUCAAGGAGCUUAGCCAUUACAUGCUUGAGGAAGACGAUGCCAUAGUCAACACCGGGAAAGUUUGGACAGAAUGGACUAUGGUCAAAGAAUCAGCCAUAGAAAUAGAAGGGCAAGUUUUGAAUAUAAGUGUGGCAUAUUCAGGAAGACUUGCUUGCGCGUAUAAAUAUGGAAAAAGUUUCACGAGACCUAACAAGAAUAAUCAAGAUUCUAGGUUUAUCAACUUGUGCGUCGCCAUAUAUGAAUGUGAAUCAACUGGUGGAUCUGAAUGGGUUCUAGAAGACGUGAUUCAUCUGAAAAAUAUCCAUUUGCCCAGAAUAGAUAUCAACAAACACCUAGAUUUGAGCUACUUAUACGAUUCAAAGACUUUAAAGUGGAAACAAAGGCUCAAUGAAGUGCUUCACUCCAUAUCAAAUGACGACAGGCAAACCCUAGCUACUGAACCAAGUAUUAAACCUACUCUGCUAGCAGUUCCCAGUUUUACCACCUUGCAAUCUUUAAGAAAAUCUAUAUCUGAAAAGGGUAAUAUAUGUCCUUUGACCCAGAAACACAUUGUUCAACUGGACUGGGUGUCAAAUGAAGAUGGGUCUCAUAUCCUUACAGUGGCCUGUGGUAGCAAAAUAAUGCUCUACACACCUCUUUCAACCGAUUUAGCUCAGGCUAACGUUAAAGCUAUGAAGGAAUCCUUGAAUAACUACAGGCCAAUCUUGAGAAAAGCUAGUUCUUUGGCACAACCUCUGUUUGUUGAUGAUUUCAAAUGGAUGACUUUGAGAAAGAUCGAGCUACAGACUGCUGACGGGUUGCCAGCACUGCCAAUGCAGAUCAGUUGGGUAAGAGAUGGCAUAUUGGUCGUUGGUAUGGACUCAGAAAUGCAUGUCUACACUCAAUGGAAACCACAAAACCCUAACAUUCAACAGAUUGACAGUACUGACAAUGGCAGAGAUGUGGAUUUCCGUACAUUGACUCAAGAAAAUCAGAGAAAGCUAGCUGCAGUGCCAACACUUGGUCGAAUCAGUUCUGUGAAUUUAGCGAUCCUAGAUCGGAAAAGAAAUAAAGAGCCUAAUCUUGAUUACAUGCCUGAUUAUGGCUUAUUUGAAGCUUCUAGGAUUGCAUGUCCAGUGUUGCCUCAAUAUCAUCCCAAACAAUUAAUGGAGUUGUUGAAUUCUGGGAAAAUCAGAUGGGUGAAAGCGAUCUUAGCCCAUCUCGUAAAAUGUAUAGGAGGAAACCAGGAACCACCCGAAGAAGUACAAGGCUGGGCGAGAAGUAGAACCCUGUCUAUGAGUUACACUGCUGGUAGCCCAGAACACAGAGCAAGUAUUGGGGAGAUAGCUCUAGAUUAUGAUGAAAUCAACAAUAUCCCACCGUUGCCUUUGUGGACAUUACUCGCAGCUGAUAAAGAGUCUUCUGGAGCACAGGAAGAAAAGAAGGAUUACAAUGAGCUCUUCGAUAAUAACGUUAUAAUGGAAGAGUCAUUGGAUAACCUUCUGGACGAUUGUGAAGUUACCUGUAGGAGUGAACGUAGAUCUUCAGAAAGAAAUGUCAGCAUAACACACUUUACUCCCAAGCAAGGUCGGGUGUUGUCUAGACUUUUGACACACAUGCAUCUACCUGGACUGUCAAGUUUGGAUCAGAUGCACCUUCUUGCUUUGGCUGACACCGUAUCAACUUGCAACACGGAUUUAGCUGAGCGGUUUGCUAUAGACGCUGCAAAAUCUGCAAUGGUUAAAGAAAAUUUGAUGGGACAGACAGAAGAAAUGAUGACGGAGAAUUUAGAUGAUUGUGGAUUGAGAUUUUUGCUGGCUAUGAAGCACUAUGGAUACUUAUUGAGAUGCCUUCCACUGGCACAGAGGACGCAAUUCCAGAAAAAGGGUGUUGGUAGCAACAACCUCGCUUGGGCUUUCCAUUCUGAGAGUCAGGAAGAGCUGCUGAAUCUUAUUCCAAGUUACGCAAAAGGAAAACCGACUUGGCCUGGAUUGCGAGAACUCGGUGUAGGUUGGUGGAUUAGGAAUCUGACACUUUUGAGACAAUGUGUGCAAAUACUGGCUAAAGCAGCUUAUCAAGCUAACGAAGACCCGAUGGACGCUGCUUUGUAUUAUCUAGCAUUAAAUAAAAAGAGCUUACUAUGGGGAUUAUACAGAUCUAAACGGGACGACAGAAUGACAUCGUUCUUUUCCAAUAAUUUUUCUGAAGAUAGAUGGCGUAAAGCAGCACUGAAGAAUGCUUAUGCUCUACUUGGAAAGCAGAGGUUCGAACAUGCUGCAGCUUUCUUUUUACUCGCAGGAAACUUGAAAGAUGCAGUGGAAAUAUGCUUGAACCGUUUGCAAGACAUACAGUUGGCAAUUAUCAUAGUUAGAUUGUACAAAGGUGACAGCGAAGAACUGAUGCAACUAUUGUAUAGAGAGAUUCUUGGAAGGGAUGAAAACGGAGAAAAUCAAGACAUAACUAAAGCACAUCCGGAUCCUUUCCUUAGAUCGAUGGCUCUGUGGAACUUGAAAGAAUAUCAGGCCUCGUUAGAUACUCUUCUGAUGGGAAAUGUUGGUUCUCAACAUCCAGCGCAUGAUGAUGAGGCUAGAGAAACAAAGGAAACAGAUCCAAAUGUCUUCAACUUUUACGUAUAUCUCAGAACUCACCCGUUGUUAGUACGUCAGCAUUUGGCAAGCUUUGGAAAGAAAAAAGUGUGGCUACCUAGUGGCAGGCAGAUAGUCAUUGAAGAAUGGAUCACUCCUUUGGAGAGACAGCUGUAUUUCGCAACAGCUCAUGGACAUUUCAGAGCUGGGUGUCCAGCGUUAGCUUUGGAAGUGCUUUCGAAAUUACCUUAUGUCGUCGCGGAUAAACUAAAACAAACAUCAGUGGAGUCCAAAAAGGAUAACGAAGAAGAGAAGACAGAAAUUAAUACUGGAAUUAUAACAUGGGAUACAGCUCCACAAUCAAGUACGGAUGUAGACUGGGGUGCUCCAGCUACUGAUCUCGCAGUGAAAACUGAUGAUUUCAAAAUACAGUGGAGUGAUGAAGAGAAAGAUGAGGAUUCAGAUUCUGACGGUGGUAUAAGCAUGAAGAUAGGCAAGAAAGAUGAACCUACAGAGGAAGAAUUGGAAGACAUCGAGGAGGAAGAAGAAAUGCAACAUCAAAUUGAUAUAAUGGCCCAACAAUUGAAGUUUAUUGCUUGCCUGAAGAUACUUAUGGAAGAGCUGUCCACUUUGGCAACUGGUUUUGAGGUUGACGGUGGCCAGUUGAGAUACCAGUUGUACAUUUGGUUAGAGAAAGAGGUGGAGGCAUUGAGAGAGCUCUGCAACUAUACAACUUCUGAUGCAAUGGAGAAUUCAGUACUGGAACCAACAGCAGAAACUGAAACAAGUACGGAGGUGGCAACUACUAAGCCAACUCUUCACGAAAUUCUUGUUCAGGAAAAAUUGGACUUUGAGGCCAAGGUGCAGAGGGCAGCAAAGAGAAAACGAUGGUUAAGAGCAAACGAGACCUUGUUAAGAACUCUACUGAGUUACUGUUCACUACACGGAGCGACAGGUGGUUUAGCCUCAGUCAGGAUGGAGUUGAUGCUACUACUACAAGAACUGCAACAAGAAAAAACACACCAGCAGCUAUUGAGUCCUCUGCCUUUCCCAACAAGUUUGCCGCUGUUGGCAGCUAGUGUUGCUAGUAGCAAAACUGUUGUAGCGGACCCCAUAAGAUACCUGCAGUGUUUGACCCACGAUAUGCUGCAAACAAUGGUUGAAAUGUCUCAACCAAUGACCAGUCAGAACCAGUUAUUGGUCAUAAGGGACUUAGCUAUUGCUUUAUCUGCAUGUAUCUAUCAAUCACUAUGUGACUCUGAUACAUUCAAAAAUACCCUUCAAGAUGCACUGGAAAUUGGAGCAAUGCACUUAUUGGGCAGAAGGCGUAGAGUAUCAGUGAACGAAGGUAUAACUAUCAGUACCCUCCCCCCAAAAUGGCCUGGAGUUACAAGUUUAAGGGCAUUACUGGCAAGAGAAAAAGAUGAAGAUACGCCAAGACUAACGGUGAUUCUUUGUGAGGCAUUUACAUCAGUUUACAUGGCUCUGUUGCUAUACGGUUUGGUCAGUCACGAUCCUGUCAUACUUUACCAUGUCACAGCUCACAACUUUGACGCAGAAGUUUGGGGAAAGCUUUUUGGUGGCGGUACCAAAAAACUCCUCCGCACUGCCAGUCUUGCGGGUCCCAAUGCUCAUGGUCAACUGACGACUCAACAGAGUGUUCAAACUCCGUCAGAGGAAGCUAGCGGACCGUCUACUUGGCUUAGCAAGCAGAGAGUGAAGCUAAAUACAAAGUUGUUAGGGCAUCAGCCUUCAACGAUGAAAGAAGAUAAAGCAACAUAUAGAGAGCAGUUUGUGCCUCCCGACAUGAGCAUUUUGGCCUACCUUUUGCAAAAACCCACAGCUGGAGAUUAUAUAGAUGAGGUUGAAAGUGAAGCUGAGGAAACGGACGAAGAAGACGUAUUUGAUGCUCCAGCUAACACUAGGGAGAAAAUUGUCAACAAUGAACAUUCAGAUCCUAAUUCGUACUCUUGGUUGGUGUUGAAACUAUCCACCCUAAGGAUCGUUUAUAAUAAACUCAACGAUUUCCUUGGGGUCGCUGGUUUAGAGUUGAGCGAGCUACCAGUUGCCAGUCCUCUGAUUCAUAGCAGUUUACGUCGAUUGAGUAGAUGGCAGGAUGUGUUGAAGAGAGAGUUGGAUAGUAGACCAACUCCUCCAGAAUACAUUCCUGGAUGCUUUGUUGAGAAUACUACAGGGCCAACAAUCCAGAAGUAUCGACAAUUGUUGGAGCCCCACAAUACGCCUUUCUGUAAUAAGCGAUCCGCCAUGGCUGCAAAAAAUCUAUGGACAUUCUUAGUACACCAAGAAGCUGUCCAGGACAUAUUCAUACGGGCAGUUUUUGGUAAAAGACGUUCGUCCAGCAUUAUCGAGGAUGUCUUACCUGCUCCUGAGCCUACAGCUGUUGAACCAGUGAGGAUCAUACACAAGGAGCAGGAUUCUAUUGCAGCAUUUUGUCUUAAUCAGGUCAACCCUGGUCUGAUCGCGGUGGCUACUCCACGUGAGCUACAAGAGAUGGACAUUUCUUUACUCCUGGAACUACCGGCUUGGUUAGAGGAUGAAUGUGAAUUAGAUAUUCUAAAUUUGACUAAAGAUAUACCAGAUCCAACGAUUCCACCAUUCUUGGUCAUACAGAGCAAUACCGAUAAAUCCAAAGACACCCAGCCAGGCAGUCCUCAGCCUGGAGUAGCUGGUCAGAGUGGGAGGGGAGCAAGUGUGGUUCUGAAGCACAAAAUCGAUGGAAUCAGAAGAAUUACAGCUCAUCCUCUGUUGCCUUUAUAUUUGACUGGAGGUCAAGAUGGAUCGGUUCACCUAUGGGAAUGGGGUCACCAGCAGCCAGUAGCCGUUCCUAGAGCACCAGGAACAUAUGCUAAAGUCACUAGAGUUAGAUUCUCACAACAUGGAAACAAAUUUGGCGUAGCAGAUUCAGACGGAAACCUUAGCUUGUUUCAAGUUGGAUUGAGCUCCAAUGCUACCAGACCGUUCUUUACACAUCAGUGCCACAAUAAAGGAAUUAGCGAUUUUGUUUUCUUGGGUUCUUGCAGCUUGCUAGCUACAGCUGGUCACAGUUCUGAGAGCAAAAACGUUGCCAUUUGGGAUUCAAUCCUGCCCCAUGGAAAAUCAUUGGUAGUGGCAUUCACUUGCCAUGACCAGGGCGCUAGUAGUUUGGUAUUCGCCCCGCAGCACCAAGUGCUGGUUUCUGCAGGAAAAAGAGGAGAUGUUUGCCUUAUUGAUGUUAGAGCCAAGACGAUUCGCCAUAAGUUCACAGCACACGAGAGUGCUGUCAAAUGUAUUGCCAUCGAUCCGCAUGAAGAUUAUUUUGCUACUGGAUCUGCUGACGGUGACAUUAAGAUUUGGGGAGUGACUGUACCUAACGUCCUUCUUUCACUCCCAGCGGAGCAUGCACGUAGCAGUUUCUUCAAAAAUAUUGGACAGGGCGUAACUCAGCUACACAUAGAUUCGCACAACAGACUGUUCUCUUGCGGUGCUGAUGGCAGCAUGAAAGUAAGACAGUUACCGGAUAGAGAGUCCUUGCUUAACCACCAUCAUUAAUAAGCUUCCUGACGUUUUUUUAAUAGUUGCGUUUGCUUUACACAUGAUUUCGGAUAUGCUCUCCGUACUUUAGUUUGUUUAUUGCGUGAUGUUUUUACCAGACGUGAGGUGUAUAUCUCUUCCCUUAUCCUAACUGCAUUGUCAAUAGACCAACCUCAGCUAAGUGAGACGUCUCCUCACGUGCAGCUUUUAGGUUGAGUUUGUUAUGUGUUUGUUCAAAAUCCAACAAAUGUUUGUUGUAAGAUUUUCAACUUUAAUUACAGUUACAUUUAUUCUUUGGGCAAUUCACGUCUGCAAACUGCGAAAAUAUUUAGUCCUUAGUAUGGCUCCAUGAUGAAUUAAAUAAUUCCAUUUUUUAGGUUUUUUAACUAUGCGCUGAUUUGACAGCCUCAUCUUUUUUUGAACUGCAUCACUUGCAAAACAAACGCAACUAAUGCCAUGCAAAGUAUAACCAAAGGUUACCGAGUAAAUAGAACUUGGAAAGCUCAAUGGUCAACCCACUUUCGUCCUGUGGAUUUGACGGGAUUGACGGUCGUUAAAAUGACUGAGACGACUUUUCAACAUUGCAAGAGAAGUCUGGACUUCUCCCAACUCGGCUAUACUUUGUCUUAAAUUUUGAUAAAAAGUUGCAUGAUAUGGGGUUCAAGAGAGGAAUAAUCGAACAUACAUAUUUUGAUAUUGGAAGCAAAGUCCGUGCACAUAUUUAUUUGAAGUUUAUUCACAACCCUGUUUGAUCUUAUUGUAAUCAAAUCACCGGAUUGAUUAGUAACUCCUUGAAUUGCAUAUGUGCACUCAUCACCUUAGAUAUUAUAAACUAGUAAUAAUGUUUCAGAUGUAUAUUCCGCAAUAUUUUUGAUGUUGUUAAAUGAUUCUGAAUACGAGUAUAACCAUAUUUUUUGUUCAUUAUUUUUUUCAGCAACUUAUAGCUCACAGUUCAAAGAUAGGAAUCAGGUAUAUUGACAUAAUGCAUUUGUUGCUAACGUGUUUCAUAAUCGGUUGUUUCCAAAAAUGAAUUUUUCAUAGUCUGGAAAUUUCGCCCGCGAAAAGGCUGAGAAUCAAGACCAUUUCACUCUCUCUACUUCAUGAGGUUGGCUAAUAUACACUAUAUUCUAACAUCUUUCAAAGCCCAAUGCCAGCGAAUGUUGGAAAACAGCCGACUACAAUCACCAGCAUCGGAAUUCAGAAUUGCCAUCGCUGAUGCAAACGAAGAGUUUCUUAUUCAACUUUUACACUGGAUAUGAUUAGUGCUGCUCUUAGUGAGUCAACAUCGUGUCUUUAAUUUGUUUUGAUGGCUGUGUCUCUCAGUGUACAAGUACCAGUUCUUUUAUUUUUGAGCUGCUCUACUAUCUCUUGAUUACCCUGGUUUUAUCUAAAACUGCAUUUUGCGAGUUCACCGAUUGCAAACUUUCAAGUGUAUUUUAUUUUAAAGGUAUGCAGCAGCAUUUUCAAAUACAGUAGGGUCUAAGUAAAAAACAAAAAAUAUGGUAUUUUUAAAUAUUUAAUGCUAUUUCAGAGGUGGUUGCAAUUAUAUUACCAACCAGAUUUCAACAUCCUCUUAAUGCAAAUAUUGGUAAAUAUAUCCAGCGACGCAGAUUGUGCCUGAAUUGUUCAUACAUCUAAGAUGUACAGGUAUAUGAUCAAACCUGCGUUAAAAUAUUUUAUCUCCAUACUAUGAACAUAGAUAAUUUUUAUUGUCUCCAUAUUCAUUGCAGUAGCAUUUAUUAGUGAUUGCGUUAAGCUAGAAAAUACUAUUUUUUUAUUGAAAGGAAUUUUAAUCAUUCAUUAUUGUGUGGCAUAUUUACAUAAGUUUAUUCUUUUUGUCGUAUCAGAUAAUGCUGGCCUAAAACUGAUACUGAAAAUAUGAGUUUCUCACCUUUACAAACUAAACUUGUUUUGGUGUGUAACACAACAGGCAUGGAUUAUAUGAAUUGAUUUUAGUUGUUUUACUUUUAUCAGUAUUUCAUAUAAUAACUAAAAUAAUAAAUCAGUCUUUAUAUCAGAAUAAAUACUUUAGAUUUAAUUACACUUUCAUGUUAUGUGCACAAUGUAAAUUACAUUGAUGAUAUACAGUAGCCCUUAACACAUUUACAUUUUUGGUAAGGGUAAUUGAGGUUAGGAAAUUUCCGACAAUUAUCUUUGGAUAAUAAACUGAAUCGUGUAAUCUUACUCGUAGGGCCUUAAAAGCGAAUUAGUUAGAGAACAACUUACAGGUUUUAUAAAUCACUUUUGCUUCAUAAAGUAAAAAAAAUAACCUGCAGAAAGUGUGAUUUAUAACUUUAUGAAAACAGAAGUUAUUCGUAAAACCUGUAAUUUGUGCCCUAGCUGAUUACUUUUUAGAGCCCCACGCGGGAAAUUACACGAUUUACUUUAGUACAGGUGUUCAGUGGGAAAGUUCACUUUUUGAUUUAAAAAAAAAAUACAAACUUAAUGAAAAGAAAAUAUUUAUUACUAUCAAAAUAUUCGUAAAUUUCUUUAUCAUUCGGUCCAAAUGUUUGCCAUCUCUUCGGACACACUGAUCGCGCGCGCAAAUUCUGAAAUACCCUCUUGCAGAGUUCCGGAGGGAUGUUGUUUAUUUCUCGUCGAAUGUUGUCUCCUACAGUGUACGUGGAUUAUUGGAAUACACUUUUGACUCUAGAUAACCCCACAAAAAAUAAUCGCGUGGCGUGAGGUCGGGUGAUCUAGGAGGUCAGUGAAUGUCUCUUUUAAGGAAAAAGUGCUUUCACCGUGUCCAUCGAUUCUCUGGAAGUAUGUUCAGUGGCCCCAUCCUGUUGAAACUAUGUGUUUCUGUUGAAUCGACGUUCUUACAAUAGAAGCAAAAAAAGGUGUCAAUUGUAUCGCUCGGAAUUGACCGUCAAUGCAAGACCGUUUUCAUCUUCCAAGAAAUACGGCCCAAUAAUACUACUAGAGGAUAUGGCGCACCAAACAGUCACCUUUGGACUAUGUAGCUGUUGUUGAUGUUUCUCUUUUGGGUUUGUUGGUGCGCAAUAUCUGCAAUUUUGUUUUUUCACAUAACCGUCUAAGUGAAAAUGGGCCUUGUCACUGAAAACAACGUUCUCGAGUCUGCGUUACGUAGGCAAAAGAAUCAACAUCCGGUCAGGACAAGAUUUCCGUAAUACGAGUACGUAAUCACUUUACACUUUAUAGCAUGGACUAAUUGGAUUUUGUAAGGAUGAAUACGCAUUUAUUUCGUCAUUAUGCCAUGCAGUGUUGACCUAGGGAUUCCUAAAGCAGCGGAAUGUAUCCUUACAGAACGCCGAGGAUUUGCAAUGACCGAAUUACUUACUCGACGCACAUUUUCUUCGUUUGAUACAGUAGGUGUGGGGCCAGGAAUGGAUUGACUAAGAGCCUGUUUCACGGAACAUCUUUUCAAUAGGUUCUUAUUUGGGGCAUCUCUUGGUCGGCGAAUGUUGUAUCGUGUACAAAAUUUCCGAAGGGCAGCUGCGUAUGACUCAACACUAUUAAAGUAAGACUCGAUAUCAAAAGCACGUUGCGCUCCGGUCCAACGUUCCGUUGUGACUAUUUAACACGCCGAACGCGUAGAUCAAGACCUCUCCCCACUUCCUCGCGUAUAUGGUUGCCGCGUAAUUCAAAUUUGAAUUGUGAAUUUUCCCACUGGACACUCUGUAUCAAAAGAGAAUUAUUGUCAUGUGCUAAUCCAAAUAACUUUACGUAACGUCAGUACCCAAACUUCGCCUUAAUUGUAUUGAUAAGAAGAAGCAGUAAGACCGAAAAUCUUUAUGUAUUAUUUUGAGUAGAUCUUGUCUGAGACUAAAGCUAGACUUUGAAAUGAGGGUUGACGAAGCAAUAACUUUAUAUUUUUACAUACAAGGGUAUUGGCUACCUGUAUAUCAUUGAUUUUCCAUUGACAAUAUACGACAUUGUAAUAUUAAAAGAUGUAUAAUCAGAGUGUAAAAUAUUAAUGCUUUUUUAUGUAUAUGUAUCCGUACGAGUAUAAUAUUGAAUAUUGAAAAUUUGAAUGGCUGUUCAAAAGCUUACAUUUUUAGUUGAAUUGUUGGUUUUUAGAUAGAAUAUUAUAUACUGUUUAUCUGUGUAUUAUAUUAAUGUGAUUUUAGUGUUUAGGUUUUAUGUGAAUGUUG